AUGGUGCUGGACUUUUGUCCCGAAUUCUACGUCAGCGGCAAAGAGAACCUCCUUUGGCAGCCAGAGAAUGAGGAGCAUCAGAGGCGUCGUUGGCUGGCACCCAAGGUCGAUAAAGCACCCAAGCCCGUUUCAAAGGUGCCCAAGGCCGUCCCAGCUGCAGUUCCAGGAAUGGCCUCGACCUGUGCCCCAUUCGCCCUGACCUCGGAGCAUGCCCAUCGCACAACACAGCCGGCAACCAUGGCCUCGUAUGUGGUCGGCCAGACAUCCCCCGGACGCGAGCUUUCCAAGACCUAUGCAACUGCUCGCAGCCUCGCAGGCUUCCGUCAAGUUCCUGCAACCCACACAUUGUUGGUCCCAGCUGUAUCGGUUCUCGACCGGAGCCGUGUCCCGGCAUUCACCCGCACCAUCCAGCAACCCGCUGUUCCCAUGAAGCAGGUCCACCAAACGGCACCGCGUGUCGCCAUGCGGGUGAUCCAGCCGGCGUUCUACAUGCCCGUUCAGGCACAAGCUGCCCCACAAGUCGCGUAUCCAGUGUCGCGCGAGACGUCCUUCCUCGGCUACAAGUACCAUCCCAUGGCAUGCCCGGUCUACUACGUGAACAACCGCAUCCUACCCCGGAGUGUGAUCGUGCGUCGGGUGCAGGAGUUGAUCCGCAGCGGUCACGAAAGGCAGGAGGUGAAGAACAAGAUGUUGGAGAGGCAUUUCCAGGAGCUGGAGAGCUGUGGCUCCAGCUGCCUUGAUAAGCUCAAGAGCCUGCGAAAUGAGGUGCGCAGCGAGGUCGAGUCCCGGCAAGAUGCAGAGACGAAGGCCAACCAGCAGCUCUUGAGCAAUGAGUGCGAUGCGGCCACAAGUUUGCUGCUUCGCGCCACGGAGCAGCUGCACAGCGCCAGCUCCGGUUCAUGA
This is a messenger RNA of Symbiodinium sp. CCMP2592, 903 nucleotides long. Lineage: Eukaryota; Dinophyceae; Suessiales; Symbiodiniaceae. The record is from the annotation of a GenBank genome assembly.